AUGCUGCUGGGACCGCUGCUCGUCCUGGCUAUCGGCGCGGCCGCUGCCGCCGCUGACCCACAGGCAAAGUACCGCCCCCUCCCCUCCCUCCGGGAGCAGGACGCCCUCGAGCGCAGCUGGGUCAAGGCGCGGCACGCGUUCGUGCCCAGCGUGCUGAAGAAGCACGGCUACGAUGCCUGGCUCCUCUCGAUGCGCGAGUACGGCGAAGACCCCGCGUUCCGCGCGCUGGUCCCCACGACGACGGUGUUCUCGUCGCGCCGCCGCACGACGCUGCUGUUCCACACCGACGCGUCGCUCCCGAACCCGAUAACCUGGAUCGACAACACGCCGGGCGUGUGGUCGAACCUCAACGCAACGCUGUACGCGCUCGACCCGGCGCGCAUCGCAGUCAACAUCGACCAGCACGUGGCCUUCGCGGACGGCCUGAGCGCCGGCGAGCGCGACGCGCUCCACGCCAACCUGGACGCGCGGUACGCUGUGCGGCUGGAACCGAGCCGCGAGAUCCCCGUCGAGGUCGUCGCUGCGCGCGUCGGCGGCGCGGCCCAGCUCGCCGAGUACCGCCGCCUGCAGGAAAACGUGUGGGCCAUGGUGGCUGAGGGCUUCUCUUCGCACCGCGUUCGCGUGGGCGAGACGACGCCGGCCGACCUCGAGUGGUGGUUCCGCGACCGGAUGCAGAACCUCGGCGUCACGACGUGGUUCCAGCCCAGCGUUAGCAUCAUCCGCAAGGACGGGACCGGCGACGUCGUGAGCCCCGGCGACGUGCUGCACGUCGAUAUCGGCAUCACGGCCAUGGGCAUGAACACGGACACGCAGCACCUCGGCUACGUGCUGCGCGCGAACGAGACCGCGCCCCCCGCUGGCCUCGUGCAGGGACUGCACAACGCCAACCGCCUGCAGGACUUUGUGCGCGAGGAGAUGGUGCCCGGGCGCACGGGGGACGAGGUCUUCUUCGCCACCAAGAAGCGCAUGGCGGACGCAGGGCUCAACGGCACGAUUUACUCGCACCCCAUUGGCGACUAUGGCCACUCGGCUGGCGCGAUCAUCGGCAUGAGCGACAUCCAGGGCGCCGUCCCUCACCUCGGCAGCAACAAGGUGCUCGAGAACUACUGGACUAGCGUCGAGCUCGCUGGCGAGACGUACGUGCCCGAGUGGGGCCGCGUGGUCAAGUUCCCGCUCGAGGAAGACGUCUACUGGAACGCCGACACCCGCACGUUCGAGUUCGUCUUUGGCCAGCAGACCCAGUUCCACCUCGUCCAGCCGGCCCGCGGCGGCCUCGGCUACCUCGCGGCCAAGCUCGGCGUCGCCGCCCUCUGGUCUCAGGCCAAGUAGCCCCUACAACUUUGCAGCAGUAAAACAGAUGCAACAGCAAGAGAAAGC
This is a messenger RNA of Vanrija pseudolonga, 1377 nucleotides long. RefSeq lists its product as uncharacterized. The transcript has 4 exons. The record is from RefSeq and is a predicted model, not a curated record. Lineage: Eukaryota; Fungi; Basidiomycota; Tremellomycetes; Trichosporonales; Trichosporonaceae. The coding region runs from base 1 to 1329 and encodes 442 amino acids.